Aplysia californica (California sea hare) is the source of this 1207-nucleotide messenger RNA. Its product is annotated as solute carrier family 12 member 8. Gene Ontology annotation, cellular component: membrane. The record is from RefSeq and is a predicted model, not a curated record. Gene Ontology annotation, molecular function: potassium:chloride symporter activity. NCBI's taxonomy places the organism in Eukaryota, Metazoa, Mollusca, Gastropoda, Aplysiida, Aplysiidae. Gene Ontology annotation, biological process: chloride transmembrane transport; potassium ion import across plasma membrane; potassium ion homeostasis.
GUGGAGGGCUCUACUUCCUUAUCUCUCGCAUACUGGGAGGCAGGAUCGGUGGAAGCAUUGGCAUCAUCUACUGCUUUGCUCAGUCUGUGAGCUGCUCGCUGAGCGUGAUGGGUUUCGGCGAGUCCAUCAUGGAGCUGAUUGGUCAGUCGAAUCCGUGGAUCGCCCGCGCCAUUGCUUUUGGCGUGGUGCUGCUUCUAUUGGGUGUGAACGUGUCGGGCGUGAAGUGGGUGAUCCGGCUGCAGCUGUUGCUCCUCCUGGUGCUCUUUCUCUCCAUCAUGGACCUCCUGGUGGGGUCCUUCGUGCACACACAGCCAGACGACGGAGUCACGGGAUACAACGACAUCAACUUCGUCAACAACUCCGGCCCGGCCUACAAAGACGGGGAAAGUUUUUUCACCAUCUUCGGCCUCUUCUUCGCCACGGUCACAGGAAUCCUAGCUGGCAUCAACAUGAGUGGUGACCUCCGCGACCCUUUCCACAACAUCCCGCAAGGAACAAUGGCCGCGUUGGGUGUUGGGUAUCCAUCGUCGGAGUCCUAUGGUUGGCCGGCCUGUAUCUAUCCUCCGUGUCCUCCUGUAUGGGCAGUCUGUACGGACCUCCCCGAAUCCUCCAGUCCAUCGCCAACGAGAACACCAUCCCCAUCAUCAAAGUUCUGGGCCACGGGCGUGGCCCCAACAAAGUCCCCGUGCUAGCCCUUGUGGUGAUCACUCUAGUCGUCCUCCUGUUCAUCUGUCUCGGUGACGUGAACUCCCUGGCGCCGGUGGUCACCACGGCAUUCAUGUUGACCUACGCCGCCAUCGACUACUCCUACUUCGCUCUGGCCAUGAGCUACGACAAACGCCAAUCGCGAGAGGACCGCUUCCGGGUCAAUGGGGCAGGGGAGGAGAGGAGGCUGAGUACAGGGAGCAACGGUUAUGUGCCUGCUGCUACUGUUACUGCUACUGGCAAACCCAUCGAUGUGACCACACACAAGGAUUCCUUCGAGAAGUUUGCAGGUGACCUUGACAAGCUGUUCCCGGAGCGACUGACCCAGCGAGGUCAGCGAUUGGCCAGUCAGCACCAGGGCUUCGGCAACAGCGGGGGGACGACCCCUGAGGCAGAUUUUGACGCCACCAAGAGCAAGUUGGAGAAGGAGGAUAUAGCAGCGGGGAUAGGGGAGGAUUAUACUGACACUGCGCAGUUACUGGGUGAGUGUGUGGGGGAGUGA